Manihot esculenta (cassava) is the source of this 441-nucleotide messenger RNA. RefSeq lists its product as uncharacterized. The transcript has a single exon. The record is from RefSeq and is a predicted model, not a curated record. The coding region runs from base 1 to 441 and encodes 146 amino acids. Lineage: Eukaryota; Viridiplantae; Streptophyta; Magnoliopsida; Malpighiales; Euphorbiaceae.
AUGGAAGUUCAACAAAAGCAGCAAGAGGUGUUUAUUUGCCAAACCAAAUAUGCUAAAGAAAUUCUGAAGAAAUCCAAAAUGGAUAAAUGCAAGAUUGAUACAACUAUUAUGGGUAAAAAUGAAAAGUUGGGCAAGGAAAGUGCAGCUGAGAAGGUUGAUGAAACUCUAUACAGAAGUCUAGUGGGUUGUUUGAUGUAUUUAACAACCACAAGACCUGAUAUCUUACACUUUGUAAGUAUGCUAUUUAGAUUCACAAAUUGUGCCGUUGAAACUCACUUUAUUGCUGCUAAAAGAGUUUUAAGGUAUGUGAGAGGAAUACUAGAUUAUGGAAUCAAGUUCGAUGCUAGUAAAGAUUGUGUUCUGUUGGGCUAUUUUGAUAAUAAUCAUGGUGGUAUUGAUGAUAUGAAGAGUACUCAGGAUAUUGUUUUAAUAUGGAGUUAG